CAGAGAUAUACUCCUUUGAAACACAUUCUCAAUGGAAUUAUGAGUGUUACAACAAUUUUACUGGCGGAAGUCGGAGCAAAGAUAAGUGGCGGUACAAAUAGGAAAUCGUUCAACUUGCUAUACAGCGCAUCCAAAACGGUAGAUGUAGACGAGUUUCAUGUUAAAUGCGACGCAAAGGGCCCAACCGUGACCCUUUUGUAUGGAAAGUUCAACACCUUGUUUGGUGGCUAUACCUCCAAAAACUGGACUUCAACUGAUAAUCAAACAAAGGAAGAUAAUGCUGCUUUCUUGUUUUACAAAGAUGAAAGUCCUGGGGCGAUAUGCAAAUUUCUGCCAAUUAAAAAGGGCAAAGCACAUAAAGCUGUAACAUGUGAUGCAAGCUUUGGUCCAACAUUCGGCGGAGGCUCUAAGAAAAAAUACGACCUUCAAGUAUUCAAAAAGGACAUUGACGCCCAGCCGAACGAUUCAGGCAAUUUUAUGCAUCUUAACGGGACUUUGAAAGUUGGACGAGCAUAUGAAGAAGAAAUAACAGAUGGAAUUGUUGGCAAAAAAAGAGACAAGACACCCGAUAUUAAUUCGGGAAAAUUGAUAGUAGCACGUGUUGAAGUGUACCAAGUGGUAGAUGACGAAUUAAACGACGACUGGAAAUGGAAACCAAAGGAUAAAGACUGCAAUGAUAUGAAAACGGAGCUCAUAGAAAUGGAACAACCGGGGCUAAAUGUAAAACAGUACAACAUACUACUCGUUGGUGUGAUUGGUUCUGGUAAAUCUAGCUUCUACAACACUCUAGCAACCAUUUUCUCUGGAAAAGUUACACAUCCUGCCGUGACAAGAGCUUCUCCAACAAGUGUCACAAAUAAGGUAGAAAACUACGACCUGAAAUCAGAAAACGGUACAAAAUUAAAAAUACGAAUUACUGACAUUCGAGGAUUUGAAGAUAAGAGAGGUCUUACAGGAGAGCUUGAGUGUCUGCUAAAUGGCAAGCUACCAACUGAUUAUCAAUUUACAGCUAAACCAGGAGCCUUCGAGAAUGACCUACGAACAAAUGUGACAUUAAAUGACGAAAUUCAUCUUGUUUGCUUCGUUUCCGGCAAUACAAACUUUGAUGCACUCCCGAUAACGCUUCGCGAACACAUUGACGCUAUCAAAGAGAUAAUCAAUAAUAAAGGCUUACCAACUGCUGUUAUAGUAACCAAAUGUGACGAGUUAUGCCCACUUUUAUCGGAAAAUGUUGACCAUGUCUACAAAUGUUCAAAAGCCAGAGAUUCUGUGAAAAAAGUAGCUGAAUUCUAUGGAGAAGCUAAGACAAAGGUUUUUCCGGUUGUCAAUUACGUCGAUAAGGAGAAAACCGAUAUCGGAAUUGACAGAUUGGCUGUCCAAGCUUUGCAUGGAAUGUACAAGUUGGUGCAGGCCUACUUACGUGAACAUAAAGGCAUGAAGAGAAAGUCAGAUGGAUGGGAAAGUCGAGGGACAAAAGUAUCUGAUUUGUGUAAGCCGAAUGCAAAGGAAGACGUACUGAUGGGAUUACAGCAAGAAAUGUCAAAGCUUCAAGACAGGAAACUACGUGUUCUUUUAGUUGGACCAGUAAACGCUGGAAAAUCAAGUUUUAUUGAUUUAAUUAAUAAAAAUAUUCAAAGGUGUCGCUCUUUGAAGAAACAUUGCUUUGACAAACAAAUUUAG
This is a messenger RNA of Mercenaria mercenaria, 1680 nucleotides long. Its product is annotated as interferon-induced protein 44-like. Bases 40 to 1680 code for a protein of 546 amino acids. The transcript is spliced from 9 exons. Lineage: Eukaryota; Metazoa; Mollusca; Bivalvia; Venerida; Veneridae. The record is from RefSeq and is a predicted model, not a curated record.